CAAUUUUGUGCUCAGUAAAUUAUCAGAGACCCGGUUUCAAUACCCUUAUGAUAAAUUAAUACGCAUGGCGAAAUCUUUGAUAGAGGAAUUGGGGUAUCCAAGUAGCUUCCCUGAAGGUCUCAGAGUUUUGGUUGUCGAUGAUGAUCAUGUCUACCUCAAAACUCUGGAAAAAUUGCUCCAAUCUUGCAAAUAUGAAGUUGUGACCUGCUUUGAGGCAACUGGUGCUCUCAAUCAGAUUCAAGAUGGAAAUGGCCGAUUUGAUGUGGUUUUGUGUGAUGUGCAUUUGCCUGAUAUGCAUGGGUUCGAACUUCUCAAUCAAGUUAGAAUGGCAAUGGACUUGCCUGUCAUCAUGAUAUCGGUUGAUAGCGAAAAAGACAUUGUAAUGAAAGGAAUAGAGAAUGGGGCUUGUGACUACCUAAUAAAGCCUAUAAGAAUCGAGCAACUGAAGAACAUAUGGCAGCAUGUGAUUAGGAAGAAGAUUCGAAAGAAAAAUAAUGGAUUGAAGGAAGUUAUUAAAUCUAGGUGUACAGAAGAUAGUGGUGGACGCCAUGGAUUAUUGAAUGGUCUUGAAAAUGUACAUUCCAGGAAUGUAGAAGAUAGCCUUGGACAUCAUGAAGCAUCAAAUAGUCUUCUACAUGCAACAUCGCCGGACAAAGGGAAUGACAAAAAAGCAAAGAAAAAAGAGGAUAUGGGGAAGGUGGAAAAUGAUUCUGGAUGUAAUUCUUAUUCUUGUACUCCUAAGAAGCCAAGAAUAGUUUGGACUAGUGAGCUCCAUCAAAUAUUCUUGGAUGCCAUAAACAAAUUAGCCCAUGACCAUGAAGAAGUAGUUCCCAAGAAAAUACAUGAACUAAUGAAUGUUCAUGUUCCACGCCUAUGCAGAGGAAGCAUUGCUAGUCACUUGCAGAAGUACCGCGAAAACUUGAGGAAAGAAAUAAAGGAUGAAGCUCCUCAAGGUGAUUCAGCCCCAACUUCAUUGGGAAACCAUGCAAAAGAAAGACAUGGCUCCAUUAUUACUGCUGAAACCCCAGAUCUUGAUGCUCAAGUAUUUGCUUCUCAAAUGAAUCCUAUAGCAUUUGUAAAAAGCAUUGCCAACAGAACAAGACAUAUGGAUACUUCUCUGAAUAUGGUUGGCGCCAACACUUGUUAUUCUCAUUUACCAGUGAGUCUAGGAGUCUCAAUGGGAAAAGAACAACUAACAACAUGUCCGGUGAUUUCUACAUCGAUGGCUCCUGUCCAUAGAAGAAGUAACUUCCUCAACAUGGGCACUUUAGAACCACGUGACAUUCAAUCACUGGUACCGUAUUACAGAGGUGGUUUCUUGCAGUCAUCUAAUCCUUUGAGGAAUGCAAGGGAAAAUGGUAUUGCUUUGUGGAGUUUCCAUUCAAGUUUUGGUUCGUUGGAUAAGCAUAGCCAAUUUCACAUGCAAAGCCAGAAAAGUCAGGACAUUAAUCCUGAUUUGCCAGCAUACUCAAGUGGGGGUCAUUCACACUCAAUGGGGACUGGUGAGAACUCACCUCUUAAGAACUUCGGGCCAGUUACUACUGAGAUGGUUUCCACCAACAAAUCGAUACAAGAGAACGAUCAAGGAGUGCUGCAUAUAGUGCCUUUUCAUAAUGAUACUGUGGUUGGGGGUUCAUCUAAGGUAGCUAGUGUGAAUAUGCUAGAUGAGGUGCUCAAUAAUGAAGGUAGCAUUAACUCAUUGUUUGAAGAAUCUGAUGACGAUUGUUUCUUUUAAUUCUCUCAUUAAUGAGAUAUAAGUGUGAUAAAUUCAGUGUCUAAGCUGUAGAUAUCGAAAGAUAGCUGAUGAGAGGCAUUUAUCUCCAUUAUUGACCUGCUUUUUCCAUCUUGAUACAUAAAAAUGUUGAUAUAAACACCAUUGCCAUACAAUGUUCUCUGGUGGUUUUAUCAGCUUUUUUAGGUCCCAGUUUAUUAUCCAGCUGGUGCAAUUUGAGUGAUCAUUCAGCAAGGCCAUUCCUACACUCACUUUUGACCAUCCAGUUUUGUGAAUAUACUUCAGUCUCAUUCAGGUAGAUGUGUUCAUAGUUGAGCAGAUAUUCUUUGGCAUUCUUUCUAUAAAUAAGGAUCAACAAUUUGAGGGCAUUGAUUUAUGACUUACAGUAAAUAAAGAUUAUUUAAUUCUUGCGGCCUGUCAAUGCUGAAUUUCACUACAUCAUAUUAGGAAAGAUUGGUGGAUACCCAGGUUGUCUAAAUUGGUUUUGAUAUA
Messenger RNA from Amborella trichopoda, 2224 nucleotides. Its product is annotated as two-component response regulator ARR14-like. Gene Ontology annotation, biological process: phosphorelay signal transduction system; cytokinin-activated signaling pathway. Gene Ontology annotation, molecular function: DNA binding. The record is from RefSeq and is a predicted model, not a curated record. NCBI's taxonomy places the organism in Eukaryota, Viridiplantae, Streptophyta, Magnoliopsida, Amborellales, Amborellaceae.